This is a messenger RNA of Papaver somniferum (opium poppy), 2047 nucleotides long. RefSeq lists its product as uncharacterized. Lineage: Eukaryota; Viridiplantae; Streptophyta; Magnoliopsida; Ranunculales; Papaveraceae. The coding region runs from base 30 to 1751 and encodes 573 amino acids. Gene Ontology annotation, molecular function: protein phosphatase regulator activity; protein phosphatase 1 binding. The record is from RefSeq and is a predicted model, not a curated record. Gene Ontology annotation, cellular component: plasma membrane. The transcript is spliced from 2 exons.
UACUAAUCAGAGAAAAUAGAGGGAGGAAAAUGUGGAAACAAGUUGAAAAGAUGUUCUCCAGCGGAAAAGACUCGCGACUUAGUAACCUAGAUGAUACAUAUACAAGUUUCUGUAGAAGUCCCUUACACAUAGCAGUUAUGUCUGGUGACAUCAAUUUUGCAACAAAAAUCCUAUCCAAGAAACCUCAUCUUGCAUUGAAACAAGACUCAAAUGGAUUUACUCCACUGCACCUAGCUUCCGUGAGAACAAGUCUUCCGAUGGUGAAAAUGUUGCUCAAGGCCAAACCUGGCGCUUGUAUCGUUCAAGAUGAAGAUGGAAGAACACCUCUACAUCUAGCAGCUAUGAAGAAUCGAGUGGAGAUCAUGAAAGCACUAAUCGAAGAAGGACUACCCGAAGCAAUUCACCUAAAGAACGAUCAAAAUGGUGAGACCAUACUACAUUGUUGCGUUAAAAGUAACACUAAUGUGAAAACUCUUGAGAUAUUGACAGAUUACUUGGUGCGUGCACAACCUCCAUACCCAAAUUUUGUAUCUAUCAACUCCACAGACAACGAUGGCAACACAAUCUUGCACCUUGCUGUGGAAAUGGGGAAUCUGAGGAUUACGGAUUAUUUACUGCUUAAUAGAUAUGUAACAAUUGAUAUAAAUAUCACAAACAAGAAAGGCCUCAAAGCCUUGAAUAUGUUAUCGGAAGCUAAAAAAAGUGAUUUAAAAUUUGGGUUUUAUGAUUUCCACGUACGCCUCGACAAGCAUAAGAGUAAGACUUUGUCUAAAAAUGGAGAUGAGCAUGAAGGGCUUAGAAAGAGGGUUAAUGCGUUAAUGGUGGUGGCAACAUUGAUAGCAGGAAUCGCCUUUCAAGCUGCAAUGAGCCCACCAGGUGGGGUUUGGCAAGAUGAUUCUAGACUUAACUCAAAUACUGACCCCGUUACUUUUGCUUAUUAUCUUGGAGCAAUGUAUGGCUCCUAUGUGUCCGGUGGUUUGGAAGAGUACAUGGAUAUCAACGUGCGAGAUGGCCUAAUUUCUGACAAUAGAGGAGGAUAUUUUAACAUUAAAGAAUUUGUGAAAGAUUUAAUCAAUAUAUCCAGUGGCGGCUAUGCGGAUAUGAUGGAAAAAGGCUUAAUUCUGGAGGAUUUCGGAUUUACUGAUGCUAUUUUGAACUACAACAACAGUUUGAAUAGCAGCACCAGCACAGAUGAGUUUUUCCCUUAUUUAAUACGAUAUGCUGGAUACCCUAUACUAGCUUAUACAUUUCCGAACAACUACGUGAUUUACAUGGUUACUAAUGGAGUUGCGCUUCUUGCAUCUCUGACUAUUAUAGCUUUGGUCGCAUGUGGGUUUAUGAUCGAAACAACUAUCAACCAAGUCCGGUUUCUUGUUAUGUUGAUGUGCAUUUCAAUCACAUGCAUCUCCUUCAGUUACAUGUCUAUAUUAGACGCUAUGCUGCCUUUUUAUUAUGUUGAACAACGACGUACUUUUAUAACACUCCAAGUAUUCUUUGGAGUCGGCUGCAUUUUGGGAGCUGGGCUCUUCAUUUGGACUUUAAUAAGGGAAAUACUUAAGCUAAGAAAGAGAAUGUGGUACCAGCAUAUUGAGUUUAUUAGUUAUCUUAAUUACCUUGAAGCGUUCGUCUUCAGUAUGGAUGCAAAGGCUGCAGCAGAACUCAUUUUAUUUACCGUUGGUUACUUUGCUUUACGUCUUAAUGGAUAUAUUUAUUAUGGUAGUUGGUCCCACGUCCAUCCGUUAUUGUAUUAAAACAGAGUCCUGUUUCGGGUUACAGACAAUGUGUGUGCAUGACUAAUUUUAUCAAAAGCUAGAAUAAAUAAGUUUUGAUGGGCUCCGGAGAUGUUCACUCCGGGUGGUUACAAUGGGCUAUUGUUUCCUAUGGUGUUUCUUGUUUGUGUUCCAUACUUCGAUUGGUUGUGCUUGUUUAUAACAUUUUGAAAAUAAAUAUAUGUACUAGAUGAUUGUAGUAGCAAGUAUGUAGUAUACAUAUCCAGCCAAGUUAUUAAUGGAGUUGCACUUCUCGCGUCUCUGACUAUGAUAACCUU